AUGUUUACAAAAUUCAUAAUUGCUAAUAUUGUUCAGUUGGUCGUACUGUCAAUCUUGAUUUUGAGCUGCAUUACUGAAGCAAGAGAAAUGCAAAGAGAAGUUGAUACAUGGGAAGACAUCUUAGCCAGGAACCUUGAGAUCUAUAUUCCUCCUCCAGACCAAGAAUGAUCAUCUCACAAAACUUGUAACUUAUGUUAUGAAGACAGUUCCUGCACAUACAUUGCUGGUGCGUGAAGUUCAGAUCUUAUGAAUGAGCUUUGGGAUGAAGACUAUGACCAAGAAGUAGCAGCUGGAUAUUGCCAAAGCGCUAUAGAACAAGGAUCUAUUGUACUUGAAGAUAUCACUGGCCAAACUAUUGAAAUGAAAACACUGGAUGGAGCAACCUCCACUAAUAACUCCAUCUGUGAAUGGGUUCUUGAGAUGAAUUCUGAUAAAACUGUAAAUUUAGAAAUCGAAAGAAGCUCCGAAAUCUAUGAAGAAAUUUUACUCGAGUAUGAGAAAUUGAGUGGAGAGAAAAUAGAAAUGACUAAUAAAGACCUAUACCAAUGAGGUGAUGGGGCUUAUGUUUCAGAACUAACAGAGAUCAAAUCCUUCAAGAUCAGAGUCCAGAUCUUAAAUGAUUCCUCAGCAUACACCAUUCUUCUUUCUCAGACUGGAAUAGAUUAUUCAUAUCCAGCUGUAUUCACUAGGAACAAGGCCCUUGUGGGGUACAUUUCGGUAAUGCUGAUGAUACUCUUCAUGCUUCUGGUGGUAUCUUUAAUAGUAUUUUCCUUCUUCAAAGACAAUUCAUGUUUCAAGAAUUCACAACAGAAAUACCACGAUAUGCUCAGAAAUACAGAUAAGAGGAAUAAGGUCCAAAUUGAUCGAGUCAUGGACUCCAUGGUUAGUGGAGAGUUUAGAGCUAUUAGAAUUAAAUUUGUAGACAAGCACUGUGCUAUCUGAUUUGAAGAAUUUAGAGGGAUGCAUCAAGUCCAUCUGGUCAAUGAAUGACUUCACUUGUUUCACACAGAGUGUUUAUACAACUGGUACCUGACUAUCGCUAGGACAAGGAAGCUUGCUUGACCCCAAUGCGAUACCCAAACCCUCCUCACCCAGUCUCCUCCCCCUCCUCACCUCUCCAUCACCAAAGACCUUUGCCUCAUAACCCCUCUUUCCGACCCCACUUCCCAGCUCCCUUCCCCUCAAGUCUCAACAUCCCGCAGAAAAUUCUCUUAA
This is a messenger RNA of Moneuplotes crassus, 1215 nucleotides long. The record is from the annotation of a GenBank genome assembly. NCBI's taxonomy places the organism in Eukaryota, Ciliophora, Spirotrichea, Euplotida, Euplotidae.